This is a messenger RNA of Anguilla anguilla (European eel), 3622 nucleotides long. RefSeq names its product NADP-dependent malic enzyme-like. Gene Ontology annotation, biological process: malate metabolic process; pyruvate metabolic process. Bases 297 to 2159 code for a protein of 620 amino acids. The transcript has 15 exons. Gene Ontology annotation, cellular component: mitochondrion. Gene Ontology annotation, molecular function: malate dehydrogenase (decarboxylating) (NADP+) activity; malate dehydrogenase (decarboxylating) (NAD+) activity; NAD binding. The record is from RefSeq and is a predicted model, not a curated record. Lineage: Eukaryota; Metazoa; Chordata; Actinopteri; Anguilliformes; Anguillidae.
ACAAAGGGGGAGACCAGAAGAGACAAAUACGCUUGCUUUUUAUUUGGCGCCCGAGCGCUGGUCAGGCCCACUGGAUUCGCCGUCUCAUUGGCAGAUUGUAGGCAAAAGGCGGGUCUACGGGAGGAGCCUGUGGGAAGUGAAUGUGUCAAUGUCAAACAGCGAAACGAGCCUGGAUCAGCUGUUUCGGAAGAUUACGGCAACGUCCAGUGAUAAAGCCUCUAGGGACAGACAGGUAGGUACCAAGAGUGCAAACCGUCUGGUGGCAGACGCCGAGGAGCGCAUCUUAUCAAGGAAACAUGAAUACACUACCGAGAAAAAGCGUGCUUGCACUGUGCAGAAACGCCAGUAACUGCGUCGUGAAAAUGCUUUCCGGUCAUGCGGGUCACCCUGCAGCCUGCUCGACCGGCAGAGCAUGUCUCGGAGGAGUGAGGGUUUGUCACUCCGGGACCGGGCACUCCAAAAGCAAGAACAGCGUCAGCACCAAGAAGCGUGGCUAUGACAUCACUAGGAACCCGCACUUGAACAAGGGCAUGGCUUUCACCCUGGAGGAGAGGCAGCAGCUGGGGAUCCACGGCCUGCUGCCCCCCUGCUUCCUCACGCAGGACGUCCAGGUGCUGAGGGUCAUGAAGAGCUACGAGAUACGCAGCAACCCCCUCGACAAGUACAUCCUGCUCAUGACCCUCCAGGACAGGAACGAGAAGCUCUUUUACCGCCUGCUGACCUCAGACAUUGAAGAAUUCAUGCCCAUCGUUUACACCCCCACUGUGGGACUGGCCUGCCAGCAGUACGGCCUGGCCUUCAGGAGACCACGGGGGCUCUUUAUUACCAUUCAUGACAGGGGACACAUCGCCACAGUGCUGAACUCCUGGCCGGAGGAGGACAUCAAGGCCAUCGUGGUCACCGAUGGGGAGCGGAUCCUUGGACUGGGUGACCUGGGCAGCUACGGCAUGGGCAUCCCAGUGGGCAAGCUGGCUCUCUACACCGCAUGCGGAGGAGUACCACCCCAGCAGUGCCUGCCUGUGCUGCUGGACGUGGGCACCGACAAUCAGGUGCUCCUGGACGACCCCCUGUACAUUGGGCUGAAGCACAAGCGCGUGCGGGGCAAGGAGUACGACGACCUCAUCGACGAGUUCAUGCAGGCCGUCACUGACAAGUACGGAAUGAACUGUCUGAUUCAGUUUGAGGACUUUGCCAACAGCAACGCCUUCCGCAUCCUCAACAAGUACCGCAACCGCUACUGCACCUUCAACGAUGACAUCCAAGGCACGGCCUCUGUCGCUGUAGCUGGUAUCCUAGCAGCCCUCAGGGUCACAAAGAACAAACUUUCUGACCACAAGUUUGUGUUCCAAGGAGCAGGAGAGGCUGCUUUGGGGAUUGCUCACCUGCUCAUCAUGGCUAUGUGUAAGGAAGGCAUCCCCCACGAUGAGGCUGCAAAAAGGAUAUGGAUGGUGGACUCCAGGGGACUCAUCGUCAAGGGCAGAGGUCAUCUGAACCACGAGAAGGAGGAGUUUGCUCAUGAGCACCCUCACGUGAAGACCCUGGAGGAGGUGGUGCAGAUCAUCAAGCCCACCGCGAUCAUAGGCGUGGCGGCCGUCACUGGGGCGUUCACGGAGAAGAUCAUUAAGGACAUGGCCUCCUUCAACGAGAGGCCCAUCAUCUUCGCUCUCAGCAACCCCACCAGCAAGGCCGAGUGCACCGCGGAGCAGUGCUACCAGCUGACCGAGGGUCGGGGCAUAUUUGCGAGUGGAAGCCCCUUUGACAAGGUGACCCUGGCAGAUGGGCGCACCUUCUACCCCGGCCAGGGCAACAAUGCCUACGUGUUUCCGGGCGUGGCGCUCGGCGUGAUCGCCUGCGGAGUGCGGCACAUCUCUGACGAAAUCUUCCUCACCACAGCCGAGGCAAUAGCAGAGAUGGUGACCGAGGAGAACCUAGCGGAAGGGAGACUGUACCCUCCUCUCAGCAACAUUAGGGAGGUGUCCUUCAAAAUUGCUGUUAAGCUGGUGGACCACGCCUACAGGAAUGGCAUCGCCUCCUUGUACCCUGAACCUAAAGACAAGGAGGCCUUUGUCCUGUCCCAUGUCUACAGCCCUGACUACGACUCCUUCACCUUGGACACCUACAACUGGCCCCCGGCGGCAAUGACAGUCCAGGAUGUGUAAACGAUGACAAAACCGACUUUCUAUCUUUCAGGGGACUGGUAAAGCCACAAUGCUCCUUCUUUCCUUUUCUCUGCCAUGCACUCCCACUUACCCAGCAAUGUAACUCUAGUUGCCACAGUAACACUCCUGUGAUGUCAUCACCUUAGGCAGUGCAACUCCAGUUACCAUAGGAACAUUCCUGUGAUGUCAUCACCCUGGGCUAGUGAAUGCUGCUCUCACCCUAUACUUCCUGUUCCUCUCUCCUUCCUGUAGGACAUCUGCUGUUUCUUUGUUUUGUUUUUUUUUCUACUCCCUCACGAUUUUCUCUUUCCUUAAUAUUCAUCUCCCCCACUAAUCACACUCCUGAGUUUUGGGCAAAUUACUGUUUCUCCAGUCCCAAAGGAUCUACUCUAAUACUUUGGGGGGAAAAAGACUGAUCCUUUCUGCUAUUUCACAGAAAGAGGCUGUAGUUUUGCCAGUCACACUCCAUUGCGAUUCUCUGGAAACCCAACUUGCUUUCAAUCGUGUCAAAAGAGAUACUGAACAUUUUCAAAUGUCUCGGUGUUCCAUCAAAGUGUUUAUUUAAAGACUGUGACUGGAUGAGUUUAAGCAAAAUGCCCGUACUGAACCAAAAAAGAUUGCGUUCAAACGGUGCUUCACCAUCCUUUACACAGGGCUUAUUACUCCUCACAAAAGAACAAUUCAUAUUAGAUUGUCUACAGGGUUUAUUUAAUAAAAAGGUUGUUAAAAGCUGUUGCACUCGCUUAUGGGGUAUUUGUAGGGGACUUUAUCAGAUGAUUAUGACACGAAGUUAAUAGCCAGCCUUUGGUAUUUGUGAUUGAUGGGGGAGUAUGUCCUGGACCUCAGGCCCGGUUGUGCAAGGACCUAUUCUCAGCCUGCAAUAUAAUUACCCAUUUCAUAUUCUGUAGUGCCAGAGCUCUCCUUCAGGCCUGCCAUAUAAAGAUCCUGUCUCACACUGUCCUGCUAUGUAAUUUUCCAUCGUCUUUCUCUGUCCUGCUUAUAUAAAGAUCCUCUCACCCACUCUUGGGCCUUAACGGCCUAGUCACAUUGACUGUGACAUCUUGCUGUAAAAAACAAGUAAAGCACAUUUUCAGUGCAAGCAGUGCUGUCUUAACAGAAGUUUUAUAAGGGAAAUUGAGAACAUCACUUGUGACAGGGACCUAGUUUUGCUGUGAUGUGUGACAGACCGUACAUAGGAAGUAUCUCAAACCCCUUGAAGGUGCCUGCUGGCUCUUCAGAAGUAUUGCUUAAGUCCCAGUUAUAAAUCUAUAUAUGGCGGCAGCAAACGGGCAGUUGAAGUGAAAUUGUUGGAGCCAUCCUCAGGGCUUCUGAAACAGUUUUCCUAUUAUAUCAAAUAUGCUUUGCUUAAUUAUGAAGUAGACUGGAAAUGUUUUAUUUUUUUGGUUUUUACAUCAAGUAAAGCAUGUUGAGGGAAAAAUAAAACCAAAAAUGUUUGUAAAUAA